AUGACGUCCUGGUUGCGUGCGCAAAAGAAGUCCGACCUCGUCGACAUCGCCGAGACGGUUGGGCUGAAAAAUGUCUCAAGCUUGAAGAAGAGUGACCUGGAGUCCGCCCUGGACGAGUACCUCACCGAGAACGCGUCGCACCUCUCGUCGGACCCCAGACUUGCUCCCUACUUCAACAUCCGCUCCAAGACCAUCGGCUCGCCCGUCAAGCGCGAAUCAUCCGAAGUCAAGGUGACCAAGCGUCGCCAGCCCAAGUCUGCGCAGGAAGAGUCUACAUCGGCUGCCGCUGAGGAUGACGACUCCAUCCGUGGCCGGUCCACCGCUCUGAUCCGCACCCCGGGCCGUGCCCUGUCGCUGGCUGCCAGCCGUAUCGCGCUGCCCGCCUCGCCCGCGGAUGUUGCGCAGGCCGUUGACCGCAGCGCGCUCGCCGUGCGUGAGCGCGUCGUCUCGAUUUACGCCGACUCGGGUAUCACCGAGGUGACCCAGGCCACGCGCGAGUCGCUGUCGACUGUCUACGCCAUUGCCCUGCUCGUGUCCGCCUUUGAGUGGUUCCACCUGCGCGCCGAGGUCCUGCCCGUGCGCUACGCUUUCUCCAUCCCCGCCAUCCGCUUCCUCGGCACCAGCGCGUACCCGGUCUCGCUGCCCGACGUGUUUUUGCUGCUGACGGCGUCCUUCUGGUCGCCCGUGAUCCUGUUCUUCCUCAUCUCGAUUGCCAUCCCGUCGUUUGUCGGCUACUUCUUCAACCUGUCGGCCGCCAGCGGCAGCCACCACACCGGACGCGGCCGCUCCCGGCCGUUUUCGAACUCCGAGUACGCCGUGGACCCGCUGACGUUCAGCGUGGCCAAGGCCAUUCUGGUCUACGUGAUCCAGGCCCAGGGCGUCGACUUCUGCGGCUGGAUCGACCAGCUGGCAGUAGCCCGCAUCAACUCGGCCCUGUACGGUGGCUGGCAGGGCGCCAUUGCCGGUGCCGCCGUCACUGGCCUCGCCAGCCUGUACGACGCUGUUCUGCGGAAAUAG
Molecule: messenger RNA, 1017 nt
Organism: Sporothrix brasiliensis 5110
Lineage: Eukaryota; Fungi; Ascomycota; Sordariomycetes; Ophiostomatales; Ophiostomataceae
Exons: 2
Coding region: 1-1017 (338 amino acids)
Biological process (GO): DNA-templated transcription termination
Cellular component (GO): membrane
Source: RefSeq, a predicted model, not a curated record